Messenger RNA from Numida meleagris (helmeted guineafowl), 3049 nucleotides. RefSeq names its product mitochondrial elongation factor 2 (gene MIEF2). Gene Ontology annotation, biological process: positive regulation of mitochondrial fission; mitochondrion organization. Gene Ontology annotation, cellular component: mitochondrial outer membrane. The coding region runs from base 331 to 1710 and encodes 459 amino acids. NCBI's taxonomy places the organism in Eukaryota, Metazoa, Chordata, Aves, Galliformes, Numididae. The transcript is spliced from 4 exons. The record is from RefSeq and is a predicted model, not a curated record.
UUCUCGAUGGUGGGGGGGGUGGGUUCCGGUAGGGUCGGUGUGAGGAGAAGGAGGUAACCCUCGAUAGUACCCGUCCCCUAGUGGCGUUCGCUGUCCUACCUUUGUCUGCCCUUGGCAGCUCGGUGAAGGGGAGUGUAUGUAUGCCGGCCCCUUCCGGGGUACCGGUGCGGUCCCCUCUUUCCGUCGCCGUGCCGGUGCUGCCUCGAAUGUUGACGGGGACUGUGUUAUGGCGGGGCGAGGCGGCCGGAGCCUUAUCGAGGUGACCCUUGGUCCGGCCCGGCGCCACUACUACAGCCGGUGGCAGCGGGAGCCCUGGGCCUGAAGGUGACCAUGGCUGAGUUCGCGCAGCAGCGGGGCAAGCGGCGGGACGACAGCGGGCUGGGCAGCGUCCUCGACCUGCUGCUGGCCAACGCCAGGCUGGUGCUGGGCGUCAGCGGCGCGGCCGUGCUCGCCAUCGCCACGCUGGCCGUCAAACGGCUGAUAGACCGAGCCACGAGCCCUCGUGAGGAAGGUGAUCCCAAAGCUGAGCAGAAAACCCUGGAGGAGAGCUGGCAGGACCUGGCCUUGAUCAAAGCAACACAAAAACCUCCCAGGAAGCAGCGAAGGGAAGACCUCAGCGAGCCCCUGCUCUCCCCGGCUCCACCGCCAGCACCAGAACCCAGUGCCUGCCCAGUGCCUCCGGAGCCUCCUCAGGUCGAGUCCAGCCCUCCCCGCUGCCUCACGCUGCAGGAGAAGCUGCUCUCGCACUACAGCAUCCACCUCCCUAUGCCUGAGGAGCAAGUGGCAGUCUCCCAGCAGCUGGCCCGCAGGAUCUGCACUGAGCUUCAGAGCUUCAUGCGGAGCAAGUGCCCGGAGCUGCCCUUUGGCAGCCUCUUCCUCAGCGGUCCCCUGCUCGACGGCCUCGGGGCUCUUGCUGCCGACCACAUCCACUUCAUGCUGCCUGUAGUCCUCGAUGCCGGUCUCUGGAGCCUCAUCCCGGGAGAGGACACCGUCGUGAGAAACCCCCAGUACUGGAUGAUCAAAAGGACUGACCUGGAGUAUUUCCCUCGUGGACGCAGCCCCUGGGACAAAUUUCUCGUGGGCCAGUACCUCUCCUCCAAUGUGCUCAACGAGACCCUCCACAAGAUGCUGGUGGCCUCCAUCAACUGGCCGGCCAUAGGCAGCCUGCUGGGGACAAUCAUCCGCCCGCUUGUGGCCUCCCGGGAGCUGAGGCUGGAUGUCAAACACGAUCAGGUCGAGCUGAGCAUUGCCCUCUUCCCGGUGGUGGAAAUGGAGGACAAAGUUCUUCUGGCUGCUCCUCCUGAAGGACUGGUGGAAAACCUCUGGCUUGAGAGCUUUGGCAGGGCGGAGGUCUUGAAGGUGAAGGAGCUGGAUGCUGGCGACGCCGGGGCUCGGCAGCACUGCCUCCGCAUCCUGAAUGCUGUCUGCAGGAGCCAUCCCGCCCUGCGCAAGCUGAGCGGCAGCCCCCUGGCACACGUCAUCCUUCACCUGAGUGCCACUGGGUCAGACUGGGCAGAGGAAAGCCUUGCCACCAGGUUCCAGCAAGUGCUCGAGGAGCUAGUGGGAUACCUGGAGAAUGGAGUCCUGCCUUGCUACUUCAACCCCAAAGUCAACCUUUUCUGUGAGCUGUUGGAAGAGGAAAUAGAGGAGAUGGGCUUCCUGCUCUACAGGGCCGUGUCUGAGCCGGGACUCCUGCUGACAGAGAAGUGACUGAUGCAGUGGGAGCUCCUGAGCCUGGGGCGUUCCUCAGCUGUCUGGGUUGCAAUGCUUCUAGUUGACUAGUCGGUAAGAGGCCAAGUUCUUGCACUUUAUGAACAAUAGUAUUUCCUUUCUGAAUAAAACGUGCCUGAGAGAAAUGGGUGAUGGUGUAAGAAGCCGUUUGCCGUGAGGCUCUGCCUUACCCACAUCGAAUGCAGCCCCUGAAGAUAAGUCCCAUCUGCUGGGAACGGACAUGGAGCAAGUUUGGCUGCUGGAUCCCAGCGAACUGCUCCAUCCCAGCCUGCCAUCCCAACCUCCAGGCUCCCCUUGUGCUCCAAGCAGAGACCUGAGCAGUUCUGAGCUUCCCCUGCCCCUUGGGGCAAGCACAUCCCUUGAUGCUGCUGCAAACCUCAUGGCUUGCAGCAUCCUGGGAGCUGUGUGGGUCCUCUGCGAGCACUGAGCUCAGUUGUACGGUGCCGUGGGAUGAGGUGGGAACCUUGUUCCUUGCCAGGGCUGCGUUCUGGAAUGUUGCCAACCUGAAAUAAAGCCUGAGCAAUGGCUGCGCGGCUCUCUGGGUACUGCAGGGUAAUGCCAUAGCAGGGCUCCUCUUUGGAAAUCCUUUCAGGUGCCAAAUGGCAGCCCAAGCUCAGCCCUGCCUGGCUGUUCUGCCAGCAUCAGGUCUGCCCCGGGGAGGGGUCUCUGUGGCCCAUUCUGAGAGCUGCUGUGCUGCAGCAUGGGCUGGCAGGAGCUGCAGCCUCCUGGUGGACACCUGGUGGAUGCCAGUGCCCAUCUGCAGGAUUCGCAGAUCUAACGGGCCAUGGUGUCCCCUCCCAGCCUUGUCAAGUGACCUUUUCAUGUAUGUAUUGCUGCUGUCUUAAUGUCCUGUUGCCCUGAAGCCUCGUGGCGUGGGGCAGGAAAGGACAGGAUUGAUGCACAGAGCAGAGUGCUUGCAAGAACUCAAGUGGUGGUUUGUGCUUCUUUUCAUUGAGAUCUGUUUUGUUUGAGUAUUUUUGGGAGUUUUUUGUGUGUCCCCCCCCCCGACUUUGAGUGGCUGCUGGUAGGUUUUGUUUCUGACUGUAACCCAAGCGUGAAGGAAUACAUUCUUGUAUUUAAUGGGAAGAGCUAUGCUGGUUUUGCACACUGGUAGAGAUGGUGAAAUCCUGUGGACUUCAGUGUGGGCCCUGUUGUUGACCACAACCAUGCUGUGGUUUAGUUUUCUUUACAGCUAUCUUGUUUAUGGGAGGAAAAAACACUGUGCCUUUCUUCCCAGUCUGAAGACUACUUGGUUUGUUCCUUCGAGCCGCUUCCCAAGUGUUAGUGAUGAGAAUAAAUCCUUGCUGUGUACACAGUU